Eucalyptus grandis is the source of this 2381-nucleotide messenger RNA. Its product is annotated as protein ALTERED XYLOGLUCAN 4. The transcript is spliced from 2 exons. The record is from RefSeq and is a predicted model, not a curated record. Gene Ontology annotation, cellular component: Golgi apparatus. NCBI's taxonomy places the organism in Eukaryota, Viridiplantae, Streptophyta, Magnoliopsida, Myrtales, Myrtaceae. Gene Ontology annotation, molecular function: O-acetyltransferase activity. Bases 382 to 1749 code for a protein of 455 amino acids.
GUGUAAUGUAUGUGUGGCGAAUGGCAGCGAUAACACCAAACGCCAGACGAGAGAGAGGGAGAGAGAGUACGACACGUUCCGAAAGGGGAGAGGCCGAAAGCACAUGCCAAGCAUCCAGCCCCUUUGUUUUAGUCCAAUUAGUUGGCCAACCCCCCCAGAGACAGUGGGGAAAAAACAGGAUUCCUUUGGAGGAGAUGCAUCCUCCCUCCUCCCGAGUCUUGACUAUAUCCUUUCUCCCUCCCUCCCCCAGCUUUGCUCUGCGUUUGAUGCCCGCAAAACUUUCAGACACCAUCCCCUGAAAGCUGAAAGCUGAAAGCUGAAAGCUGAGCCGUAAAAGCAAGGCACCGCCCAGCUCAGAGAGAGAGAGAGAGAGGACAGGAGAUGGGUGGUUCGAGUCCGUUCAAAGACCGCAGCAACAGCCACCACUCGGCCUCCUUCUCCUCCUCCUUCUGGAGGUACUUGACCUACACCGUCUACGCCAUCCUCCCCAUCGCUCUCUUCCGCCUCUACUUCUACCCUCUCCCUCUCCCCCAGUCCCCCACCGACCGCCUCCCUCUGUCCGACCACAUCCUCGUCGCGCCUUCCCUCUCCUCCCCCCCUCCAGCUGAAAAGGCAGGAGGCGAUGCUACCGCUGAAGCCCCUCCUCUUCUUCUUCCUCCUCCUGCUCCUCCUGUCUGUGACUACACCAAUGGCAAGUGGGUCCACGACAAGGUGGGCCCUCUGUACAAUGGGACGACUUGUGGCACCAUAAAGGAUGGCCAGAAUUGCAUCGCCCACGGCAGGCCUGAUUUGGAGUACCUCUACUGGAGGUGGGAGCCCCAUCAAUGCCACCUGCCCAGGUUUCAGCCCCUCGAGUUUCUCCAACUUCUCAGGAACAAAAAUGUCGCCUUUGUCGGUGACUCCAUGGCCAGGAACCAGCUGGAGUCCCUCAUCUGCAUGCUGUCCUCCGUCUCUGAACCCACCCUCGUGUAUACAAAUGGGGAGGACAACAAAUUUAGGAAGUGGCAUUUCGCCGGCCACAACAUGACCAUUUCGGUUUACUGGUCGCCUUUUCUGGUUAAGGGUGUGGAGAAAUCCAGCUCAGGGCCGGAUCACAACGAGCUGUAUUUGGACACUGUGGACGAGAGGUGGGCAGCUGAUUUGGGUUCGCUGGACAUGGUGGUUCUGUCGGUCGGCCAUUGGUUUCUUCACCCUGCCGUGUAUUUUGAGGGUGGUUCUGCCCUGGGUUGCCAUUACUGCCCCGGCUUGAACCAUACCGAAAUCGGUUUCUACGAUGUGUUGAGGAAGGCCUUGAGGACGACGCUUAAGGCCCUGAUUGCUAGGACCAGGGCUAGCGGCAGAUCGACGGAGGCGUUCGUGACGACGUUCUCGCCCUCGCAUUUUGAGGGCGACUGGGACAAGUUCGGUGCUUGUCCCAAGACGAAGCCUUAUCAAGAAGGCGAGAAGCUGCUCGAAGGAAUGGAUGCGGAGAUGAGAAAAAUCGAGGUGGAGGAAGUGGAGGCCUCGAAAGCGGAUGCGAGGGAAUUCUCGGGGUUCAGGCUCGAGGCAUUGGACAUAUCCAAAUUGUCGUUUAUGCGGCCGGACGGCCAUCCGGGUCCAUACAUGUACCCGUUCCCGUUUGCCGACGGGGUGAAGGAUCGCGUGCAGAACGAUUGCGUCCAUUGGUGCUUGCCAGGGCCCGUAGACACAUGGAACGGGAUAUUGUUAGAGGUGAUCAAGAGAUGGAACGGCGGAGAGACGACCGAGUGAUCUCUAUGCCGAGCACGACGAAAUGUCAUCAAUCAUCAUCCGAUGACUUUGGCAGCAGCUUGGUGGUGAUUUUUAUCUCCGAAUCGAGACUAAUAAACGAGAGGUAGAAUGAUGACACGGUUCUGUCUCCGACGAAAUGCAGGGACCAUACAUUGAUCACUAAGAAGGAAGACAAUGGGAAUGAUUUGAGGAAACUGAAGGAAGAAGGUUCUAUUGUUGCCAGAGAAAGGAGACUGUUUGGAAGAUAGUGUCCUCUUCGCCCUUAUGUACAAAAUUGAUUCCACAGCUAAUAUCAUAAACCGGAUUGUCCUUGGCCAGUUCUUUGUUCUGUUCAUAUACAGAGAAUUUCAUCUCGGUUAGCUUUGGGCAAAUAUGUUUUGUCUUGAAAGGACCUUGUGGCUCCACCACGCUGGUUUGUCUUUAUUUUGAGAAUUCAAAUUUCUUCUGGUUCUUGAGUUUUUAUUCUUCCAUCUGAAGUUUCUAGAUUACACAAGAGACACGAGCGCCACUAUUUGUAGAUCCACAAGAUGUUAUUCUAAAUUCCAGCGAGUAUGUACUGGUUUCACGGUCUAAUGGACCCGGCCUUUGGCCCGAUCUGCACAUUGAAAUUGCUUGAAAGAAACUCUUGGGAA